Daphnia magna is the source of this 2557-nucleotide messenger RNA. RefSeq lists its product as uncharacterized. NCBI's taxonomy places the organism in Eukaryota, Metazoa, Arthropoda, Branchiopoda, Diplostraca, Daphniidae. The record is from RefSeq and is a predicted model, not a curated record.
GCCCAUUCAACAUGUUAGUUCGGUAUAUCAGACUCAAUUUGUCUUCUUCUCUAGUUAUUUCGUGUUAGUUCUCCUCGCCAGCCUACACACGACAGGGGCCAUCAUGACCACUGUAUGUGACUGUAGUAACGAGCGAAAGGAUGGGUUCAUCGCCUUCGACGAUGAAGACUGCCUCCUGGGAUCGGAAGAUCCUGCCCCCCCAAAAAAUGUUACGUACACCCUGUACUCCCAUUUACCAGAAGUUAAACGAUUCCCAGGACACGUUUGUCGCAUGUGGGCGGUCACUCGAUCUAUCUUUACCGACUUCUUCGGUUGGCAUUACACUACUGAAAGUAAAUGGGCCGUUCCAGUAUCCACUUCCGACUGUGAAGAAAUGCGGGAUCUAAGAAAAUGCAAAAACGAGACAAUGUACGCGAAAGGCAGUCACAAGUACACCUAUGACGUGAUACCCUCGUUACAGCCGGUUUGGAUGACAAAACGUUGGGCCGUCACAUUCCAUUGUAAAAUCGCGGAGGUCGCGCUGGAAAGUGAGUGUGACAAUUGCACUAUCAACUCCCCCGUCGGUACAAUCGAAUUCCCCUAUAACGGAUCCGUGACCAGAAACCUUCAAACACUUAUUUGGGAAGACGCGUACAAAGAAAAACCCUGUGAUCUCAAACUAGCAGGCGAAUCGGUAAACGACGGCCUGUUGUACAAGACUCACGAUCCAAAAAUGCGGCGCUUACAGGAUCGGAUCAGCCAAACAGACUACCUCGUUAAUGUUACGAAGGAAUUAGAACGGUGUGGCAAAUCCGCCUUGUUCAGCAUAAAUGGAAUGGAAAAAAUCCUGAUUGUCAUUAACAUACCAACGCCGGAACUGUAUACCUCAUAUGCCUCGGGUUUUACGAACGCUACAGAACCACUAGCCACUCCAUUGUUAGUCGAAGUACACUCAAACGGGUCUUACGACAGCAUCGAUUCCCAGAAUACCACAGAGCGUAAGAUUCCUGCGUCAUUAGCAGCAGAAAUCAAGCAGGCGGCUCAUCAUCAAUAUACCAGGGAUCUGGCACUAGACCAAGUAAAUCGGCUGGCGAAUGAAAUUAGACGCCUCCAAUGCGAGAACCGAAAAGCAACACGCAAUAGUAUCCUCUUGAGUGCUAAGAACGACGGGUGGUACGCGGCUACCCAACUUCAACUGCCUAGUUGUUCAAGAUUAACGGUGUAUGGAGCGCAGGUUGAGGUUGCACGUUGCGCACCUUUUAAUGUAUCCUUCGGGGCCGAGCGGACGAAAUGUGGAAAUCAGCCCCGUUUUAUGAACUUCACAAUAGCCCAUAACGGAUGGCAACUUGUUCCAUAUCACCCAUGUUAUUGGCCCGAACCUAACUACGUCAACUUUAAUGGGAAAACUCACAUCUACGCGGAUGGUGGGUGGGUUCCGGUAAUCACAACAGUUCCAACAAACGGCAGACGCCUGGUCGGAUUGGCGACGUAUGAAGCUGAUAAUUCUCUACAAAAUUUUUUGCAAAUGAAUCCUGCGAUGCAAAACGGGCCGUUAAGUCACGCGUCGGUGAUGGCCGACAUCUUGGCUUCUAUUCAUGAGCAUUACGCAGAAGAUAACUCACGUCAAUUACUGACAUCAAACGUACUCAUUCAUCACGGCGACGCACCGAACAUUGACUUCGUCGCUAAGAUCGGUGGAUGGGUAAAGAAUUUCGGAGCAGUCUCGGGAUUUGGUGCGUUGUCAGUAUUGGCCGUGAGAUUUUGCGGAAUCGGUUCGCUACUACUCAAGGCUUUCCCCCUCCUUUCCAAAAUCCUCCAAAUGACUUGUUUCAAAAAGCCUCCAUUGGCCAUCACCGCUGCAGAUCUACCCAUGUCCAUCGACGUACAACCAAUAGCAGUGACCAACCCAUCCCAAUCCACCGCAUCCGCAUCGGCAGCAGUUCCGCCACGCCGUACGCGACCACGCCAACCACGACCACCACACACGACUCAGGAAGGCGAGGCCUUCUUACCACGUAGACCACGAUCACAGCCACGAAGAGUCGAAUAAAAUUGCCAUAGUGUCGUUUUUCAUCACUAGUACAUUUCCUUUUCCCUUAUAAUUUUGCCACAGUGUUCCCUUUUUCUCAGUUCUUAACGUCGUCCCCUUAUACUAUCAUUUCCUUUAGUAGUCGCCAUAGUGUCGUUACAUUUUUUUUCCCCAUUGCUGUUUCAUUUCCCUCCACUUAUUCUACGUAUAAUUUGGUCACAGUGUGCCUUAUUAAUUCUUAUCGUAAUGCUUUUCACUCUCACUCUUCCAGCAGUAAUCAUCGCUCUGUUCUUUUCCGUUUUUUCUUUUAUCGUGUUGCCAUUGUUUGCGCUAUUAAUUUUGCACAUAAUUCUGCCACAGUGUCUCUUCUAUGUUCGCGUUCGCUCCCUCUACUUCCGUAUCCAUUAAAUUGCCAUAGUGUCGUUUUCAUCGCUAGCACAUUUCCUUUUUACCUUAUAAUUUUGCCACAGUGUUCCCCUUUUUUUUCAGUUCUUAACGUCGUCCUCUUACACUAUCAUUUCCUUUAGUAGUCGCCAUAGUGUCGUUACA